Sinocyclocheilus anshuiensis is the source of this 552-nucleotide messenger RNA. RefSeq names its product unconventional myosin-Ib-like. Bases 219 to 479 code for a protein of 86 amino acids. The record is from RefSeq and is a predicted model, not a curated record. Gene Ontology annotation, molecular function: actin filament binding; microfilament motor activity; ATP binding. Lineage: Eukaryota; Metazoa; Chordata; Actinopteri; Cypriniformes; Cyprinidae. Gene Ontology annotation, cellular component: brush border; actin cytoskeleton; myosin complex. Gene Ontology annotation, biological process: endocytosis; actin filament-based movement; actin filament organization. The transcript is spliced from 4 exons.
ACGCGCAGACAAAAUAAAAGUGCGGCUGGCUUGACCGUGUAUUUUCAAGACGCGGCUGGCUUGACCGCAGUCUGCUCACGGGACACACACAGACACACAGCAGUGCUGGGAAGGGGACACGCGAAUCACCUCUUCAGUUUAUCUAGAGCGGGAUAUUUGCCUUCAAGAGUGGAUUAAAAGGGACAUUUUAGUAAAGAACUGAGGGGGUGUUGUCCAAAAUGGAGGUGAAGACAUCACUUCUCGACAAUAUGAUAGGGGUGGGCGAUAUGGUCCUCAUUGAGCCCCUAUCAGAAGACACCUUCAUUGAGAAUCUAAAGAAGCGAUUCGAUCACAACGAGAUCUAUACAUACAUUGGCAGUGUGGUGAUCUCAAUGAACCCCUACAAGUCCCUGCCCAUCUACACAGCAGAAAAAGUGGAGGAGUAUCGCAACAGGAACUUCUAUGAGCUCAGUCCACACAUAGGGCUGCCAACCGCCUGACCAGUCUGCUUUGUUUGAUCGGCAGACGCACACUUACCCUCUGAAAAACACCAUGGCCUGAUCUAACUCUCAA